CCUUGCGUGAAGACAUUAAUUACCCGUCUCCACAUCUCAACUACCCUACCCCAUAACCAACUUAGCAGGAGCUAUACCAAAGCAUUUCGCCGUAAAGCUUCGAAAGCUGUCAGUGAUGGCAUCCGCUGGAGCAAUUCUAGCCGGUCUAUUUCUCCUUGCUGCACUCUACUGCGGCACCGACCCCUUCAAUCACCGUCCCAUGGCCAACUUUCCGGGCUUCGAGGUCUACCCCGCGGAUCUGCCGCCGUGGUCGGAGCUUCCGGCGGAGAGAGACGCCGAGAAUCGUCUUCAGAAAGCGGAGUUGAAGUUCGUAAAUCAGGUCCAAGGGCCGGAGAGCAUCGCCUUCGACCCUCUCGGUCGCGGCCCUUACACUGGCGUCGCUGACGGCCGAAUCGUGUUCUGGAACGGCGAGUUCUGGUCAGACUUCGCCUACGCUUCGCCGAACAGAUCCGAUAUAUGUAACCCGAAGCCAUCAGCUUUCAGCUAUCUGGAAAACGAGCACAUCUGCGGGCGGCCGUUAGGUCUUCGAUUCAACAAGAAAACUGGAGAUCUUUAUAUCGCUGAUGCAUAUUUUGGUUUGCUGAAGGUUGGCUCUGAAGGUGGGUUGGCUACUCCGCUGACCACGGAGGCAGAAGGUGUCCCAUUCAGGUUUACCAAUGAUCUCGAUAUUGAUGACGAUGGAAGUGUUUAUUUUACUGAUAGCAGCUUCAACUUUCAGAGGAGGCACUUCAUUCAACUGGUGCUCUCUGCUGAGCCUUCAGGGAGGCUUCUGAAAUAUAAUUCAGUUACUAAAGAAACAACAGUCCUCCUUAGAGACCUUCAAUUCCCUAAUGGCGUCUCCCUAAGCAAGGACAGAUCUUUCCUUAUAUUCAGUGAAGGCAGUCGUGGAAGGUUGAGUAGAUAUUGGUUGAAGGGUGACAAGGCUGGGACAUCUGAGGUUUUUGUUCAGCUGCCUGGUUUUCCAGAUAAUGUGAGGACAAAUGAUAAGGGAGAAUUCUGGGUGGCAAUACAUUGCCGCGCCACCAGAGUUGCCUAUAUCUUGAGCACAUAUCUCCGGUUGUCAAAAUUUCUGCUGAAACUUCCAAUUCCAGCAAGACUGCAGUUCUUGGUGCGUAUUGGUGGAAAGCUUCAUGCGGUUAUUGCCAGGUACAGCCCUGAAGGAGAGCUGCUUGAAAUGUUGGAGGAUCGAGAAGGAAAGGUGGUUAGAGCUGCCAGCGAAGUUGAGGAGAAGGACGGGAAGCUGUGGAUUGGAUCCGUCUUAAUGCCAUUCAUAGCCGUAUACACAUUAGAGUAAUGUUUACUCUCAUUUUGCAUCCUUUUUUUUUCAUGCGGUUUAAGCCUUCGGAUCUCAAUGCAUAUGGCCGGAAUAAGAUCAAAGUUUUUUUUUUUUUUUGGUUAAAUUACCACGUUUUCUUGUAGUUGAUUGAUUUGGCAAAGCAUUUUUGCUCUUUCUAGGACAUGCAGUGUGUUUCUAUAUUUGAAUUUUGAUAUAUGUUCUAAGUGGAAAGUGAAGUGCUUGGUCAUUCAA
Molecule: messenger RNA, 1528 nt
Organism: Phalaenopsis equestris
Lineage: Eukaryota; Viridiplantae; Streptophyta; Magnoliopsida; Asparagales; Orchidaceae
Product: protein STRICTOSIDINE SYNTHASE-LIKE 3-like
Exons: 4
Coding region: 116-1294 (392 amino acids)
Biological process (GO): biosynthetic process
Molecular function (GO): strictosidine synthase activity
Source: RefSeq, a predicted model, not a curated record